AGUUAUAAAUUGGAAUGAAUAGCAAAUACUAUUUGCAAUAGUAAGUCCGGACGCCUGGUGGCGCUGCAGGCUAGGAGUUCGAAUGAAGAGCUCUGUGGACCCGGGUCGCCAUUAAGCUGGGAAAUCAGAACGUUGACUGCUUCCUAAAAGAAGGCAGCAUUUCAGUUCAGAUCUAGGGGCAGAGACCUUCAGAGAGGGCAUCGUUCUAGUGCGACUCAGCCAGAAAGAUCUAAUUCGAGGUUAUUUACCGAAGCCCUCCGGACUGGUUGUACCGGGUUGAAGAAACUGCACCUUCUUGAACUGGGUCUGCACAAUGGAGACCGCGCUAGCAGGAACGCCGCGGAAAAGGCAAGUUGUCUUUCUUGUUGUAUUGCUGUUUCUGUGGGAGGCUGGCUCGGAAGCAAUUAGGUACUCCAUGCCAGAAGAGACGGAAAGUGGCUCCUUUGUGGGCAACCUGGCAAAAGACCUGGGGCUCAGGGUGGGGGAACUGGCCACUCGGGGCGCGCGAAUCCAUUCCCGAGGAAACAAACAGCCCUUUCAGCUUGAUAUACAGACAGGGGAUUUGCUUCUAUAUGAAAAACUAGACCGGGAGGUGCUGUGCGGGGCUACAGAUCCCUGCGUACUGCAAUUCCAGCUGUUACUGGGAAAGCCGGUGCAGGCUUUUCAAGCUGAUCUGCAGCUCACGGAUAUAAAUGACCAUUCCCCCGAGUUCCUAGACAGGGAAAUGCUCCUAAAAAUCCCAGAGAGCGUCCAGCCAGGCACUGUGUUUCCUUUGAAAACAGCUCAGGACUUGGACAUAGGUAGCAACACUGUUCAGAACUACUCCAUCAGCCCCAACCCCCAUUUCCAUGUUGUCACUCAUAAUCGCGGAGAUGGCAGAAAACACCCCGAGCUCGUGCUAGACAAAGCGCUGGACCGGGAGGAGCAGCCCCAGCUCAGUUUAACCCUCACCGCGCUGGAUGGUGGGGCUCCGCCCAGGUCAGGGACCACUGCCCUCCGCAUCGAAGUCCUGGACAUCAAUGACAACGCCCCCGAGUUUCUACAGUCUCUCUAUGAGGCACAGGUCCUGGAAAACAGCCCCCUAAACUCCUUAGUUGUUACUGUCGCCGCCCGUGAUUCAGAUGCCGGAACGUAUGGGCAUGUAACUUACACUCUAUUCCAAGGCGAUGAAGUUACUCAACCAUUUGUAAUAGAUGAAAUAACGGGAGAAAUUCGUCUGAAAAGGGCAUUGGAUUUCGAGGCAACUCAGUAUUAUAAUAUGCAAAUUGCAGCCACAGACGGUGGAGGCCUCUCAGGGAAAUGCUCUGUAGCUAUCCAGGUGCUGGAUGUGAAUGACAACGCCCCGGAACUGACGCUGUCGGAAGUCGCCAGCUCGACCCCAGAAAACUCCCCAGAGACUGUAGUUGCUGUUUUCAGUGUUUCUGAUCCAGAUUCCGGGGACAAUGGCAGGAUGGUCUGUUCCAUCCAGGACGAUAUUCCUUUUCUCUUGAAACCCACAUUCACGAACUUCUACACCCUCGUGACAGAGAGGCCACUGGACAGGGAGAGCAGAGCCCAGUACAACGUCACCAUCACCGUCACCGACUUGGGGACCCCCAGGCUGGAAACCCAGCACAACAUCACCCUGCUGGUCUCCGACGUCAACGACAACGCCCCCGCCUUCACCCAAACCGCCUACACCCUGUUCCUCCGCGAGAACAACAGCCCCGCCCUGCACAUCGGCAGCGUCAGCGCCACAGACAGCGACGCGGGCGCCAACGCCCAGCUCACCUACUCACUGCUGCCGCCCCACGACCCGCGCCUGCCCCUGGCCUCGCUCGUGUCCAUCAACGCGGACAACGGCCGCCUGUUCGCCCUGAGGGCGCUGGACUUCGAGGCGCUGCCGGCGUUCGAGUUCCGCGUGGGCGCCACGGACCGCGGGUCCCCCGCGCUGAGCAGCCAGGCGCUGGUGCGCGUGCAGUGCUGGACGCCAACGACCACGCGCCCUUCGUGCUGUACCCGCUGCAGAACGGCUCCGCGCCCUGCACCGAGCUGGUGCCCAGGGCGGCCGAGCCGGGCUACCUGGUGAGCAAGGUGGUGGCGGUGGACGCGGACUCGGGCCAGAACGCCUGGCUGUCGUUCCAGCUGCUCAAGGCCACGGAGCCCGGGCUGUUCGGCGUGUGGGCGCAC
Messenger RNA from Myotis davidii, 2169 nucleotides. RefSeq names its product protocadherin beta-5-like. Gene Ontology annotation, molecular function: calcium ion binding. The record is from RefSeq and is a predicted model, not a curated record. Gene Ontology annotation, biological process: homophilic cell-cell adhesion. Lineage: Eukaryota; Metazoa; Chordata; Mammalia; Chiroptera; Vespertilionidae. Gene Ontology annotation, cellular component: plasma membrane.